This is a messenger RNA of Microtus ochrogaster (prairie vole), 5884 nucleotides long. It is a transcript of the gene Tut7, whose product is annotated as terminal uridylyl transferase 7. Gene Ontology annotation, molecular function: nucleic acid binding; zinc ion binding; RNA uridylyltransferase activity. The coding region runs from base 370 to 4944 and encodes 1524 amino acids. The record is from RefSeq and is a predicted model, not a curated record. Lineage: Eukaryota; Metazoa; Chordata; Mammalia; Rodentia; Cricetidae. The transcript is spliced from 28 exons.
UGGCGCCGUCCUUCUCGGGCCGCCUCGGCCCGGCUGCGCGCCCGGAGCCCUCGGGUUCGAGUCCGUGUCUUCACUUUGUGUCGGGGCUCCGGCCCUGGCCCCGAAGGGACCCCCGGAACCUUGUCAAUGGCCGGGCGCUUCCUGCUUCCCAGUCCCCACGGCGCCUUCGUCGCCGGUAGUGCGGGUCCGCUGCCUCCAUCGCCUGGGGACUUCGCUUGUGGAAACUGAGGCACACAGGGGUGGGGCAGCCGAAUGGGGAAGGAAAAGGAGUGUCAUUCCGCGGAAGAUUGUGGUUGGUGUCGAAACCGGACUUGUCCGGGGCUGGGCUAAGCAAUCGGGUACAAAGUAAGAAAGUUGAAGUCAAAGACCAUGGGAGAUACAGCAAAACCUUACUUUGUGAAGCGCACUAAAGACCGUGGAAUUAGUGAUGAUGAUGAUUUCAGAAGGGGUCAUCCCCAACAAGAUUAUUUAAUAAUGGAUGAUUAUGCUAAAGGCCACGGCAGUAAAAUGGAAAAAGGCCUUCCCAAAAAAAAGAUAGCGCCCGGGAACUAUGGGAACACCCCCAGGAAAGGACCAUAUGCGGUUUCCAGCAAUCCAUAUGCAUUUAAAAACCCAAUGUACAGCCAGCCUGUUUGGAUGAAUGACAACCACAAAGAUCAAAAUAAGAGAUGGCUGCCAGAUGAACUUGCUGGUAAUGCAGAUAGCUGGAGAGAGCUCAAGCCGGGACCUAGGAUUCCCACCAUAAGCCGGUCAAGGAAAGACUCCUUUCAAGAAAAUGACGAGUGCUACAGGUGGCCGGACGGCAGAGGCUGCAGAGCAGCCAGAAGGCUGUUUCAGAAGGACAUCGCCGGCCUGGAAGCCAUGUCAGAGAUGGAAGCAGGAAGCCCUGGUACGCUUCACGUCUCUAGGUUACGUGUCUGUAUUCUUUUUUUCAUCCAAAUUAGUUUUGUUAUUUUCAGUAAUGAGCUAUUUAAUGUGAUUAUGUUAGGGUUUAUAGUGCUAUACUUGGGUAACUCAACAUAUUUCAGACGUUGGACUGUCACAAGCUCAAAUCCAGGCUGGGCCGCCGAGCGACCACGAAAUUGCCCUACAGCAAAGUACACCUGCAAGCUGUGUGAUGCUCUGAUCGACUCCAUCCCGUUUGCUCAUAAGCAUAUCAAGGAGAAGAGGCACAAGAAGAACCUCAGGGAAAAGCAGGAGGAAGAGUUGCUCACCACGCUGCCCCCGCCCACACCCUCCCAGAUAAAAGCAGUCGGCAGUGCCGUUGACAGAGUGGUGCAGGAGUUUGGUUUACACAAUGAAAACCUGGAUCAAAGGCUAGAAAUCAAGCAUGUCAUGGAAAGUGUCUUCCAGCACAAACUACCAGACUGUUCUCUUAGGCUGUAUGGAUCUUCCUGUAGCAGACUCGGCUUCAAAGACUCAGAUGUGAACAUUGAUGUUCAGUUUCCAGCUACCAUGUCUCAGCCAGAUGUCCUCUUACUUGUUCAAGAAUGUUUAAAGAACAGUGACUCCUUUACUGACGUUGAUGCUGACUUCCAUGCCCGGGUGCCAGUGGUGGUGUGCAGAGAUAAGCAAAGUGGUCUUCUUUGUAAAGUGAGUGCAGGAAAUGAAAAUGCUUGUCUGACCACAAAGCACCUAACGGCUCUUGGAAAACUAGAGCCAAGGCUGGUUCCUCUGGUGAUUGCAUUUAGAUACUGGGCAAAGCUUUGUAGCAUCGACCGCCCUGAAGAAGGAGGCCUGCCGCCAUACGUGUUUGCACUGAUGGCCGUUUUCUUUCUUCAGCAAAGGAAAGACCCUCUCUUGCCAGUUUAUCUAGGAUCAUGGAUUGAAGAAUUCUCAUUAAAUAAAUUAGGGAAUUUCAUCCUUAAAGACAUUGAGAAAGACUCCGUGGUCUGGGAGUACACCGAUGACACCACAGGGGGCGCCAGCACUACAAAAGAGGAGGCCCCCAAAGAGACGCCCAGGAAGACGGGGCAGGUGCCAUUGACAUUUAAUAUAAAACACCAGCCUUCAGUGCCAGUUGGGCAGCUCUGGGUGGAAUUGCUGCGGUUCUAUGCUUUAGAGUUUAAUCUGGCUGACUUAGUGAUCAGUAUUCGCGUCAAAGAAUUGAUAUCCCGGGAAUCAAAGGACUGGCCCAAAAAGCGCAUCGCCAUUGAAGACCCCUAUUCUGUUAAAAGAAAUGUGGCAAGGACCCUGAAUAACCAACCCGUGUUUGAGUACAUACUUCAUUGUUUGAGGACAACAUACAAAUAUUUUGCUCUUCCACAUAGAGUCACAAAACCCAACCUCACAAAGCCUCCUAGUCCCGUUACCCAUGUUUCAGACCCAGAUAAAGGAGCAAGGAAUUGUGGCCCGAAGCUCCAAACUACAGAAACUGAUAAACCGGGGAAAGCAGCUGUGGCCCAAGGUCCUGGUGUGCCCACCUCAGAAGCCUGCAAGGCACAACCGCUUAUUCUUAAAAGUACCCCUGAGCAGUUGGGAAGCCCGCCAAAGGAGAUACACCAGACAGAGGUCCAUUGCGAGGGCUGUGAGGAUGCCAUGGCACAGCAUCAAGAAACAGAAAGUGGCAACGAGAAAGUCAGAAGGAAGGCCGGGCAUCUUUGGAGCAGCGAUGAUCACAGCUUAAGCUGCAGCAAGCAUCCAGAACUUCAGAACUGUGGCGGCCUGUGCGGUCUCCAGGCAGACAACACUCUGGAGUUAGUCGGGCUCCGGAGCCCUGGAGCCAAGGAGCGGGACAGCUGCGCCUCCUUGGAUGACAAGGCUGACAUAAAUGAAGGACACACAGACGAUGCUGAUGAACUGGAGGAGUCUCUGAACUGCUUUUCCCCGGGAGUCCAGGGCCAGGCCUCAGCAGUCAUGCACUUCGAUGAUGACGACGAGGAGGAGGAGGAAGAAGAGGAAGAUGAGGAGCCCAGGCUCAGCAUGAACCACACAGAAGAUGAGGAGGGGGUUGUUAGUGAACAUCAGGAGGACAACAGGCACACUGGGUCGGGUGAGGAGGAUGUCCUCUCUGAAGAGGAUGACUUGGCUGAGCCUGCUAAGAGCAAAGAUCUCGACGAGUGUGGAGAACCCAUGGAUGGGACUUUACUCAUAGACCUAAACAGAAUAAGUCUUAACGAGAAAAGUUUUCCUGAGGAAAACUCACCCAGGGACCAGUCUGACUUCUUCUAUGAAUUUAGAAAACUGGCCUUCACCAAAGGCAAGUCUCCCACAGUAGUGUGUAGCUUGUGUAAGCGAGAAGGCCAUCUAAAGAAGGACUGUCCUGAGGACUUCAAGAGAAUCCAACUGGACCCUCUGCCACCACUGACACCCAAGUUCUCAAAUAUCUUAGACCAAGUUUGCAUCCAGUGUUACAAGGAUUUUUCUCCAACUCUUGUAGACGAUCAGGCUCGCGAACAUAUCCGGCAAAAUCUAGAAAGUUUCAUAAAACAGGACUUUCCAGGAACUAAGUUGAGCUUGUUUGGCUCCUCCAAAAAUGGAUUUGGGUUCAAACAGAGUGACCUUGACGUCUGUAUGACAAUUAACGGACAUGAAACUGCUGAGGGGUUAGACUGUGUACGAACUAUCGAGGAGCUGGCCAGAGUCCUCAGAAAGCAUUCAGGCCUGAGGAACAUCCUGCCCAUCACAACAGCCAAGGUGCCCAUUGUGAAGUUCUUCCAUCUAAGAAGUGGUCUAGAGGUCGACAUCAGCUUGUAUAACACACUGGCUCUUCAUAACACAAGACUCUUAUCUGCAUACUCUGCCAUUGACCCCAGAGUGAAAUAUCUGUGCUACACCAUGAAAGUGUUUACAAAGAUGUGUGACAUCGGUGACGCGUCCCGAGGCAGCUUGUCCUCCUACGCCUACACUCUUAUGGUGCUAUACUUCCUUCAGCAGAGGUCUCCACCUGUCAUCCCUGUGCUCCAAGAGAUAUACAAAGGUGAAAAGAAACCAGAAAUACUUGUUGAUGGCUGGAAUAUUUACUUUUUUGAUCAAAUAGAUGAACUGCCCACUUGUUGGCCAGAAUAUGGAAAAAAUACAGAAUCUGUUGGGCAGCUGUGGUUGGGACUUCUCCGCUUCUACACAGAGGAGUUUGAUUUUAAGGAGCAUGUAAUCAGCAUCAGAAGAAAAAGUCUGCUGACGACUUUUAAGAAACAGUGGACCUCAAAAUACAUCGUUAUUGAAGAUCCUUUUGAUUUGAAUCAUAAUCUUGGUGCUGGAUUAUCAAGGAAAAUGACAAAUUUUAUAAUGAAAGCUUUUAUCAAUGGUAGAAGAGUAUUUGGAAUUCCGGUAAAAGGAUUUCCAAAGGACUACCCCUCAAAAAUGGAAUACUUUUUUGAUCCAGAUGUUCUAACUGAGGGAGAACUGGCUCCGAAUGACAGGUGUUGCCGAAUUUGUGGAAAAAUCGGACACUUCAUGAAGGACUGUCCCAUGAGGAGAAAAGUGAGGCGGCGGCGAGACCAGGAAGAUACCCCAAACCAAAGAUACUCUGAGAGCAAAGAAAAACGGAGCAAAGAGGACAAAGAAAUUCAGAACAAGUACACAGAAAAGGAAGUGUCAGCAAAAGAAGAUAAGCCCACACAGUGCGCAGCUGUGAAAGCAAAGCCAGCGAGGGCAGUUGUGGACCUGGGGCGGGAGAAGAUUCUCAGGACACCAGUGGAAAAAUGGAAGAGACAGGAUGACAAAGACUUAAGAGAAAAACGUUGUUUCCUUUGUGGAAGAGAAGGACACAUUAAGAAGGAAUGCUCACAGUUCAAAGGCUCUCCAGGUUUGUGUCAGUCAGCUUAUGUGUCUGGAUACCCUUCACCUAGCCCUUUGAGACCAGUUGCUCAGGCAGUGCUUUUACAUGAAGACAAAAAGAAACAAAAAACAACCAUAUUUUUGAGUCCCCAGUCAGGUAGCCUUUCCAGUAAAUACAUGACUCAGGGGAAAGCCUCGGUGAAGAGGACCCAGCAAGAAUCAUGAGGGAAGGAAAUGCAACCCUGGAAAUGGCACUGAGGUGUCCCUAUCCACGUGGAAAAUUAGGUUCACUUCACAGGACAUAGCAACACAGAUCAGGCUUCAACGUAACAGUUGAGGGAAAUGUCGGAAUUUUUAAAAUUUAAAUGAAAUUGUUAAAUGAGGAAAAGAAAAAUUUUAAUACAGUCUUAACAUCAACCCCCAGAGAUCUGAAGAUUUUAAUAGAAAGCCAUGAGGUAUUUAAGCCAAGUUAAAAGAAAAAAUAUAACUGUGGGCCAGUAUUCAAUGACAACAAUGUCAUGGUUUUUAAUUCUUUCAGAGCACACUAAAGUAGUGUGUGCUGCUCACAGGAGGAAUUAGCCUCCUUUCCCCAUAUAUCCCUUUCGAUUUCCAAGAGGGAUUCUGUUUGUUGCUGGGUCCUGGUGUGGACGCACAUCAAAUACAUGUGGACUGUGCUGCUCUACUUGGGGUCUACAAGCAUUCUUCAUGGUUCUUUGAAGAAGUGCUAACACAGAAUGCAGGCCCUAUGGACGUGGACACAGGCCUCAGUGGAUGGCAGCACUGCUGGGCAUCUCCCUCCAGGGCUUCCUUCUCUAAGUAAAUCCACACAGAACUGUUGUGCUCAUAAAAAUGAAGUCAUGAAAACAAGUAAUCCUGUUUGCCAGUUUUAAAAAAAGAAAAUUACAAGGGGAAAAUGACUGACAGAAUAAAAGUGCUUUUUACUUUUUAUGAUACUCAGAAAUUAGGGUGGAGAUCUAUUACAAACCUCUGAAGAUCAAAGAGGCUGUCUCGUCUCUGUCAGUCACAAGUUUGAUUGGCAUCCUUCUGGGUCUGACUGGAGCCCUCUCUGAACUGUUUCUCUAACUUCACAAGCCUUUCUGAAAAAGUACAUAGUCAAACUAUGCCUCGGUUUAUUUAUCAUUUUAAAAUAAAAUCGAACUUUCAA